Molecule: messenger RNA, 5336 nt
Organism: Sphaeramia orbicularis (orbiculate cardinalfish)
Lineage: Eukaryota; Metazoa; Chordata; Actinopteri; Kurtiformes; Apogonidae
Product: UPF0575 protein C19orf67 homolog
Exons: 8
Coding region: 1171-2541 (456 amino acids)
Molecular function (GO): DNA binding
Source: RefSeq, a predicted model, not a curated record
GAGAGGAAGCAAAGACACCAGACAUGACACAAGAGGAGGAUUGAACAAAAUAAAACAGGAAAUGACACACAAGACAGACAAAACAUACAAAAGUCCAGGUACUGAUAUGACAGUUCCCAUGCCACCCUGCCAAGACCUCCUGCCACCCCAUGUAAAAUUUUCUUGAUCCGCCCUGACCAGAACACAUUUAGAACUACAAAACCACCAACAAAUCAAUGCCACAUAUCUACAGACUGUCAUUCACUGAAUAAAAUAUAGCCUAGAACUUUUGUUUUUCAAACAAGAAACUCAUAGCUGACAGUCAAUCAAAAUAACACUGUUUUAUAAUCUUCACGUACUACAUCAGCUGAUAGUUUACAUUGUAACUCUGUUAGCUUAGCUCUGUUUUACAGACAGAAAACAGCCACAGUAAAACCACAAAUCACCUCCAUUUUACAGUUUGUGCUGUCAGUAGUUGCACUGAAGAUCUGUUUGGAAUCAUCUAAACAAGGUCAGAACUGUCACAGUUUAGUCUGAACCGAGGAUCGACAAACAGUGAAGUUACCAAAGUUAAUAACAUCACACAAUAACUUUAUACCUUCAUGAGCCUCAUAAUCAAACUCAAUUGUGUAAAAGAAACACUUCCAUUUCAACAUCAAACUCCAUUCUUUUCAUUUACAGCUGUAUCCCAGGGGUGAAAACAACAGCAGUGCUUCUAGAUUUGAUCACUUUGCGUCUGUAUUUGACUCUAAUAGUUUUUUCUUAGCAGUUCUCAUCCCAUUUUGUCACUAUCUGAUGCUUUGCUCAAAGGCAAGGCAAGGCAAAUUUAUUUAUAUAGCACCAUUCACACACAAGGCAAUUCAAAGUGUUUUCAUCACCAUGGGAGAUCAGAAGAGUGACUCAGUUCUCCCUCUAGUGGUCACAUUAAUCUGUCGGCUUGUCGGUGUGAAAAAUAUUCAGUUCAUGUCAGUAUGAUCCAAUACAGUAACAUCUUAUGUGUACCUUCAGAGGUCUUUAUUUUAAAUACUUUAAUGGUAAUUUUUUUUUUUGGUUUUAAUUAUUUUUCAGUAUUUAAAAGUGGAAAUAUUACAUAUAGCCCCUGGAAAGGCUGUACACAGGCUUGGAAAUUGUCACCAGUCCUUGAAAAAUUAUGAAGUUUUGACAUUUAGUCUGUAUAAAUGUGUGGCAAUCAUGUUUGUCACAAGCUCCAACAAGCUUCAAGAGCUACACAAGGCUUCAUCCACCAUCUACCACAUGAAGAUAGAAGCACCCUUUGUAAAAUCCCCCACAUCCAUCCUGUCACAGCUUCUUGGUACUUGUAUAUUGAAAAGGAAAACACUGAAGAUUAAACGUAUCUUUUUCUUCCUGUUGUUUUCCAUAAGGCAUGGCGGCUACAUUGUUAAUGCAGUGUCUUUUACUAUGCCAGGUGUGGACAACACUUUACAGGCUGUCGUUGCAUUGGUGGGACCAUGUGGCGUCAGUCAUAUGGAGGGAAGCACCCAGUCAAGGCAGCUGCAACCCACCCACUCCUCUGGGAUGGAGAGUAGGAGUGGAAAGCAGAAAUCACAAGCAUGGGUCUAUUUCAAAAAGGUGUCCCCCAAUGAGGUACAAUGUUCGCUGUGCCAGCUAAAGCUGGCAUACAAUGACAACACCUCCUCAAUGUGGGGGCAUCUUCGAGCCAAACAUAACAUUUCAGGAACAUCCCAACCCUGCAGCACUGAUAGAGCCAGUGGUCCAGAUUCUUCCUUUGUGAGCAACCUUGUAGCAUUGUACACUAGAGCAGCACUAUACUGCAUGAAAGCUGCCGAUGACCUGCUCCACGACCUUGUCAAUGGACAGAGUUAUAUAGACAAAGAGGCUCUUGCUACUGCAGUGGAAAAACUCCUGGACACCUGUCAGCCUUACUUUGAUGACCUGGAAUCCACUGCUCAGAGCGCUAUGCAUGCACAUGCACCUCCGUCCCUUGAGAUCAUCAAAAUGUGUGAGCAACUGUGGGACCACUCUCAGCAGCUGCAUGAAAAACUGGAGGAGCUGGUGUUGACCUGUGCCAAUUACAAAGUCCUCUGUCUGAGCGAGAGGGAGCCUCACAGUGUGUCUCAUUUCUACAUCGGGCAGUUCUGCGUAGACGGGAUCAGGGUGACCACGUUCCGUUACUGUAAGCCAACACCGUACCUGGCACGGGAGAACACAGGACUGUACAAACGCAUCCGGUGGAACAUCCAAAGACUUGAAGACCAGCCACAGACAGACAGAGGACAGGGGGGAAUGAGUGACAACAAUGACUAUUACUUCCUCUGUUACGAGGACAUCAAUGGGCACAGAGAUUUUGACAGGGACAACCACGGAGCUGCUGAACAUAGUGGAGAUGACAAAGUGAAGCUGUGGUACAUUGUAAAGUGGGUCCAAGUGUAUCCUGCUCCAAAUGAUUGGAUCUGCGGUGAGGUUCCUGAGGUUCCAGCAGCCACCUACGAGAGGAUGUCGUUUAUGGGCCUUGAUGAGCCCUCUUGCCGCAGUGCUACUGACUGUCUGCUGCAGCGUCUGUUGUCACCACCAACAGAGUGAUGUGAGAAAUUGGAGGAGGAAUAUGUGUGUGUAUCCACUGGACAUCUGUAUCUGCAAAAUAUCUUUUUGCUGUUUACAACAUGCAUCUCAAGUAGGGAGAGUUACUUAAAGCACUUAGGACCUGUUUGUUCUAAUACUCUUUCACAGAACUCAAAGCCAAAUGUGUCUUUUUUCAUGUUAACCUGUAAUCAGUGUACUGUUAUGGAAAUAAUCAGGUGAUGAUACUCCUUAUGCAAUACUGACCAAAGUCCAGUUUUAUACUUAAAAUGACAGCAUUGAUGAAUUAAACGAAGUGCAAUUAUUUUCUAAGGACUUUUAUACAACAAGGCUGUAAAUUUUUUGUUACAUGAAGAAAUAAUAAAUGUAAUAAAAUUUGAAUUGUUUAUUUACAAUAAACAUUGCAUUGUCAUAAUUACACAAUCACAGAUUUGAUUUUGAUGAAGUUAAAGAAAACAACAAACUUCAUUUAUUAACAAGCUGCCAUAAUUUGGGCCUCAGGAGCAGGAAUGCCCAGUUUUUCUUUAAAUUCAUUCAAGCAGUUUAAAUUAAUACACACAGGCUUCACCUCGCUUUCAUAACUUACCAUCCAAAACAGGAGGUUUAGUACGUUUUAGCCUUAACAAUAUGAAAGAUACUCAGCCUAAUGUGUUCACUUUGACCUUGGAAUCAUUUAGCAUCAUUGAUUCUAGUGACUAGACAUAAAAAAGGCAUUUUAGUUACAAGAAAGAAUAGUAUCUACCAUUUACAACCAAUUUCCUUCAUUCUCUAUUUCAAUAAAAAUCUAUAUAGAACUCUUAAAGGGUAACUAUGCUUCUAAAUGUCUAAAGUACAAAAAGUGGAGUUUCCCUUCAGAAGAGUGAGCAAUCUUUAAAAAAAAAUAUACACAUAAUUGCUUACAGAAACAAAGAAAGCACAUGUAAAUAGUCCAGCUUUGUGAAAUACAGUGAGUAAUGACUGCGAGGUACAAGAAUGAAAACACACACAAACAUAAAAGCUUGUUUUUCAGCUGCUACACAUAGAGGCUUUGAUAAAAGGCUGGAAAAAUUGGAGAGACAAUAAAGGGGUGUUUCUUUUCCCAGAUUCAACAGUGACAAAGAGCAAGUACGAGUCUUCAAGAGUUAAGUGAGGAUUAAAGCACUGGAUGCCGAGGCUUCACAGGCUCGUCUCACACUAAAAAAAACAUCUGCUCUUAGUUCAGUUACUAAACAUGACUCAACCUUUUGGUUAUUUAAAGCCAGAGAACACUGAACUUGACACGAACGGCUCAAAAAUUCACUGAGUACAUGUAAAGAGUUUCAUCAAACUUCCAAAUCCGGCCUAAGAGAAAUCCCUCAUUGCUACUUGAUGAAGCAAAAAAACAAAAACAAAAUUGACAACACUUACAGACAAAACACAGCUUGCACACAACAACUGAUGACAGACAGCACAGAUACACAAACAUUUAAAACACACUUCAGUACCGUAGCUCAUCACAGUUUGAACAAUACACAGUAAAUACCCACAUGAACCUGAUAUGGAGCCUUCCCAGCAUCCUUCUCACCCCAGCCCAUCACAGUAGUAUCCGUUAAGACCCAGAGUCGGUCAUGUUCCAACAUUAAUGCCGUCACAGUCCUGGACGUGACCAGUGUAGACGUUUUUUGUGCUUACAGGUGGCUGUUUGACGUAGCUAUAGUGCAAACAAUACAAACAACCACAGCAGUGACGUUGACCAUAAAACACAUCUUCCUCUGUGAAAAUUCAUCUUCAGCAGUAUUUAACUCAUUAAAUAAUAAGCAAACCCCAUCUAAAGGCUAAAACAUCAGUGCAUGACUCCAGUGAUUCAAAGGGAAAAAUAUCCUUAUUAAACCGACCUUUGGUAAGUAAUUUCACCUCCUAAAAUCCACAGAGAAGGUUAUACUCAGGUUGUUAUAUUCUCUUUCCCCUCAGAUCAAUUCAAAUAAAUUAGAGGAAAGAAUUUUUGCAUCUGUAUGUAGAGUUAAGAUUCACAUACAUUACAUUUUAAGAUUUUGAUUCAAGUGCAGUCUCAUUCAUUGAUAUUUGUGGAGAUGGAUUUAGAUUUUUCAGUUGCCAGAUUCUACAUCUCCACUAUUUUGCCGCUAUAAGGUUAUGAGGAUGUGUGUUUAUGGCUUCAGUAACAGUGGCUACAUAAGAAAAAUUAAGUAAAAGAACCAUAUCCGUCCUCGUAAUCUCCCAACAGACUGAUGGUAACCAUUUGGCACAAUUGGUGUGUUUAUGUAUAACAGCGACUUUUGAGAUAAAGUGUCCAUUUCCACUUUGUUAGUGUGCAGCGGUGAAGCAUCAUGUGGUCCUGUGAGUAUGGUUUCAGGAGUGUGGGCAAAAAGUGCAAUACUGUUGUCCACUAGUCAGUGUGUGUGUGCAGUCGUGAGGGGUGUAGUGUGUGAGGUAACAGGCGCAGAGCUGCUUUUGCCUCUUUCAAUUUCUAUCAGGUAGAUUACAGACCCAUGUUCCUUUUCUGGCAGCUGCAGAGGUUUUCUGGCCCUGAGCAUAGACUUUCAGGCAGGGUCAUAGCUACAAAUUCCAAAAGACACAGUGGUCAAAUGUCCUACAUGUGAAUUUGGGGGGGGGGGGGGGGGGGGGGUUAAUUAACUAACUACCUUAAACCCAACAAUCCGGUUCUUGUGUACAGGGUGAUUUCUGUAGAUUUAAAGAAAAAUGCCUUGACACAAGUACAUUUAGACUGACAACUAAGUCUCAUUACCUUAAUGCAGUACGUUUCAGCACUGAUUUAGACUUUUCCUAAGCGGCAGUAAGUGCCUUUUGUUUUUGCAUCAAUU